Messenger RNA from Cutaneotrichosporon cavernicola, 3300 nucleotides. RefSeq lists its product as uncharacterized. The transcript has 5 exons. The record is from RefSeq and is a predicted model, not a curated record. Bases 1 to 3300 code for a protein of 1099 amino acids. Lineage: Eukaryota; Fungi; Basidiomycota; Tremellomycetes; Trichosporonales; Trichosporonaceae. Gene Ontology annotation, molecular function: ATP binding; translation elongation factor activity; ATP hydrolysis activity.
AUGAUUGUCUGGGCUACUGGGCGUCAUGGGCUAACCGUUGGGCCAAUUCAGGCUUUCGAGCACAAAAAUAUUUCUUCCCCCAUCUCACUUUAUCAUCCCCCCUUGCAAUCUAGUUAUCCAAUGAUGGCGCCCGCUGCUCAGUCCGCAUCCGCUCCCGCCAAGGGCAAGUUCGACGUUCAGUCGAUCUUCGUCGCCGACAAGGCUGGCCGUGACGAGGCUUCGCUUAGCCUUGCCACGUUUGUCAAGGCCAACGGUGUCGAGGCUCUUGGCCAGAUUGGCUUUGCCGACGCUUCGCUCAAGGCCCUGAGCAACAAGAAGAACGCCGCCGCCCGUGAGGGCGCUGCCGCCGCCGUCUCGACUCUGAUCGAGAACGGUGCCAUGCAGCUCCUCGAGCCUUACCUUAUCAACGGCUCGCAGGACGGUCUUCUUGCCGCUCUCCUCGCCGGCGUCGCCGACAAGGAGAAGCCCGUUGCCGAGGCUUGCGAGGCUGCGCUCAAGUCGACCGUUCAGAACAUGAACCCUUGGGGUACCCAGGUCAUCCUCCCCCUCAUCACCGACCGUGUCGCCAAGUCGGGCAAGUGGCAGGAGAAGAAGAUUGGCUUCAGCCUCAUCUCGACCCUCACCACUGCCGCGCCUACCCAGAUGGCCCUCGCCACCCCCAUCCUUGUCCCUGUCCUCGCCAACGGUGUUCACGACACCAAGGACAAGGUCGCCAAGGCCGCGACCAAGGCUCUUGACAAGGUGUGCAAGCUCUGCGAGAACCCCGACAUUAUCCGCUUCAUCCCCGAGCUCAAGAAGGCUCUUAUCAACCCCGUCGAGGAGGUCCCCAACGCUGUCAAGGCGCUCGGUGCCACCACCUUCGUCGCUGAGGUGACUGCUCCCACCAUCUCGCUCCUCGCGCCCCUUCUUGUUCGUGGCCUCGACGAGCGUCAGACCGCCAUUAAGCGUAAGGUCUCCCUCAUUGCCGACAACAUGUCCAAGCUUGUCGACUCUGAGUACACUGUUCGCCCCUUCCUCCCCCAGCUCCUCCCCCGCCUCAUCAAGGUCCAGGACACCAUCGGUGACCCGGAGGCCCGUGCCGUUGCCGGCCGUGCUAUCGUCACCCUCCGCCGCAUCGGCAAGGUCCCUGCCGACUCGGACGGCACCGACCUUCCUCCCCUCCGUGUUGCCGAGGGCCCUGCACUCGCUGCCGAGCUCGCUGACUUCAUCAAGAAGCUCGGUGGCCCGGUGAUCGACCCCACCCACAGCGGUAUCGCCCAGGCUGGUGUCUACGCCGCUGCCAUCUGCAACGCCCACAUCUACGACCAGAAGACCUGGGAGGCUGCUGUCCCCCCUCUUGCCCAGCUCUCUGCUGUUGGCACCGAUGUCCUCCCGGCUGUCCGUGAACUUCUCCAGAAGAAGGCCGACGAGGAGACUACCGACGACAUCAAGUUUGACGACGAGGAGGAGGGUGAAGACCUCUGCAACAUUGAGCAGUUCAACCUUGCCUACGGUGCCAAGAUUCUUCUUCACCACGCCUCGAUGCGCCUCAAGCGUGGCCACCGCUACGGUCUCCUCGGCCGUAACGGUUCGGGCAAGUCGACUCUUAUGAACGCCAUUGUCAACAACCAGGUUGAGGGCUUCCCCGACCCGUCGGUCGUCCGCACCUGGUACGUUGCCCACGACAUCGAUGGCUCGGAGGAGACCAUCUCGAUUAUCGACUGGGUCAAGGCCGACCCCCGCCUCACCGCCGUCGCGACUGAGGAGGAGAUGGUCAAGACUCUCGAGGCCGUCGGCUUCGACGAGAAGCGCCAGACCGAGACCAUCGGCUCGCUCUCGGGCGGUUGGAAGAUGAAGCUUGCACUUGCCCGCGCCAUCAUCUUCAAGGCCGACAUUCUCCUCCUCGACGAGCCCACCAACCACCUCGACGUCAUCAACAUCACCUGGCUGGUCGACUACCUUACGUCGCUCACCCAGUGCACGUCGAUCAUGGUCUCGCACGACUCGGACUUCCUUAACCGCACCAUCACCGACACCCUUCACCUUAACAACUUCAAGCUCAAGCGUUACCCCGGCAACCUUGAGAAGUUUGUUGAGCACGUCCCCGAGGCCCGCUCGUACUUCCAGCUCGACGUGGCCGAGGACUACCAGUUCAAGCUCCCCAACCCCCCUCUUCUUGACGGUGUCAAGACCAAGGAGAAGUCGCUGAUGAAGAUGAAGGACGUCUCGUUCCAGUACCCUGGCUCGAAGGUCCAGCAGCUCUACAACAUCAACCUCCAGGUCUCGCUCUCGUCGCGUGUCGCCGUUCUCGGUCCCAACGGUUCGGGCAAGUCGACUCUCGUCAAGCUCCUUACCGGCGAGACCGAGCCCAACCUCGGCGGCACUGUCUGGAAGCACCCUAACCUCGUCAUUGGUUACGUUGCCCAGCACGCCUUCCACCACAUUGACCACCACCUCGACAAGACUCCUCUCGAGUACAUGCUCUGGCGCUACCAGACCGGUGAGGACCUCGAGGAGCUCAGCAAGGCUUCUCGUGUCCUCACCGAGGAGGAGAAGAAGAAGAUGGCCGAGGGUGCCGUCGUCGUCAUCGAGGGCGUCAAGCGCACCAUCGACGAGCUCGUUGCCCGUAAGAAGCUCAAGCAGUCUUACGAGUACGAGGUCUCGUUCAAGGGCCAGUCGUCGGCCGAGAACAUGUGGCUGUCGCGCGACGAGCUUAUCUCGCGUGGGUUCGAGAAGAAGGUUCUCGAGCUUGACACCCGUGAGGCCCAGCGCCUGGGUCUCAUGCGCCCUCUCGUCCGUCGCGAGAUCGAGAAGCACUUUGAGGACUUCGGCCUCGAGGCCGAGUUCGUUACCCACAACUCGAUGCGUGGUCUCUCGGGUGGCCAGAAGGUCAAGGUCGUCCUUGGUGCCGCUACGUGGCGUCGCCCUCACAUCAUCUGCCUUGACGAGCCUACCAACUACCUCGACCGCGAGUCGCUCGCCGCUCUCACUGCGGCCCUCAAGAACUUCGAGGGUGGUGUCCUCGUCAUUACCCACAACAAGGAGUUCUCGGAGGGUGUCUGCUCUGAGGUGUGGGCCAUGAACAACGGUUACCUUGUCGCCUCCGGCCACAACUGGGUCGAGGGCCAGGGCUCCGGUGCCCGCAUCGACAAGAAGGAGGGCGACGAGGAGGAGAUCGAGUACGACGCGCUCGGCAACCCCAUCGUCAAGGCCAAGAAGGCGAAGAAGCUGAACGCUGCGGAGCUCCGCAAGAAGAAGAAGGACCGCAUGGCUCGUCGCAAGCGUGGCGAGGAGGUGUUCACCGACGAGGAGGAGUUCUAA